GAAUUUACCACGGCGAUAACAAUCUUUGCCUUUUCAGAAAUUGGGGGGUUCAAGAUGGGCUGCACAAAUAUCGAGGCUGGUCCCCCCCGGGAUAGCUGCGGACAACGCCGCUGCAACAGAAGUUUGGCCCUGCAGUCGUACUGAACGCAGUUGAAGUAUCCGCAAUCAUGCCGAAUAUGGAGAAAGAGCCCGUCGCUGAAGAUGUUGCGGACAUUGAAGUGGACGGCUCAGAAAAGGCCCCGGCACAAAAGACGACCAAGGAUGGCAUUUUGCUGGUUCCUCAGCCCAGCGAUGAUCCUGAGCAGCCCUUGAACUGGUCCUGGCGGAAGAAGCAUCUUGCUCUCGUCGUCCUCAUUCUGGAAACGUUCAUGGUCAAGUACACGGCAACCUUCAUUGCCCCAGGAGCACACACUCUCGCUGCAGAUUUCCACACGACCGCAGUCAAGGGCACCUACCUCGCCUCGGCUACGUCAAUUGUCCCAGCCGUGGCUCCGUUGAUAUGGAUCCCGCUCUCGCAACGGAUUGGACGCCGUCCAGUGCUCUUGAUGGGAACGCUGUUCUCUAUGCUGUUCAACAUCGGCCUGGCGCGAUCACAAACCUACGCGCAAGCUCUGAUUUGCAGAUUGUUUGGCUACGGAACUGCCAGUGCAGGUCUCUGCAUCACUCCAGCUGCCAUCAGUGACAUGUUCUUCUUCCACGAGAAGGGUACUAGGAUGGGCUUGAACGCCUAUCUCAUGGUCGUUGCCCCCUAUUUGGGAGGUGUCACAGGCGGAUCUAUACAAUACAACCCACACUUGGGAUGGAGAUGGGCCAUGUACAUCGCCGCGAUCAUGUACGCCUUCCUCUUCGUGGCCAUCUUUUUAUGCGUGCCAGAGACGAUUUGGGAACCAAAAGCACAAGGCUCGUCGCAAGAACCGGAGAAGAAGUCGUUCUACAAGAAGCUCGGCUUCCGCACCCCAAAUCCAAAGGAGUCGUGGGCAGCCACGUUUGGCCGUCCCUACCCGAUGUUCGCCUACCCUGCCGUCCUCCUUCCCUCGCUGUGGUUCUCCGUCUGUUACAUGUCCGAAGUCGCCAAUACUGCUGGCUUCCCUCUCCGCUUUGGAAAGGGCUCUAAAUACAACUUCAACACGCAGCAAGUUGGGUUCUGUUCGUUUUCCGGCUUCAUCGGCUGCUCGCUGGCUGAAUGGACCGCCGGACCGGUCUUGGAUUUCAUCGCAAAGCGUCAUCUGCGCAAGGGCAAGGUAUGGAGACCCGAAGUGCUGCUCAAGGUGUGCUGGACCGGCGUCGUCACCAUUCCCGCGGGCCUGCUGCUCUACGGCCUUAUGCUCAACUAUUCCGAUUCGUGGGUGGGAACGCUAGCUGGCAUCUCAAUCUACGCCUUCGGCCAAGAAGUCUUGGUGACGGUGAUCAUGACAUACAUGUGCGAUUGCUAUCCUAAACACGCAAGCGAAGUCGCGAUCGUGUUCCAGUUCACUCUGAAUGUCAUGGCUUACCACCCCCCCUUUUACACUCCGCUGUGGAUCGAGGCAACCAGUCCUAAAGUUCCAUACAUUGUUUAUGCUGUCUUGCCCUUGGUCCUGUUCCCAGUCUGCAUUGGAGUCAUCAUGUGGAAGGGACCUGAAAUCAGACGCAAGGGGCCCUGGGGCAAAGUUAUUUACAAGGACGAUGAAAUGGAAGAGGACAGAGUUCUGCAGUAACUGAUGCGCGUGUGGUCCUGUCUUUCAAGAACUCCGACUAAUCUGACGUUCAUAUAUUUGGAGGACAACGUAAAUGUUUAAGUGUAUUUGAAGAAAUGAAUGUACGAUCAUCAUACAAUAUCUUCAACUGCAGUAAUUGACACUUUUUGAUUUGGCGUGUAAGAGC
Molecule: messenger RNA, 1863 nt
Organism: Verruconis gallopava
Lineage: Eukaryota; Fungi; Ascomycota; Dothideomycetes; Venturiales; Sympoventuriaceae
Exons: 2
Coding region: 168-1697 (509 amino acids)
Biological process (GO): transmembrane transport
Molecular function (GO): transmembrane transporter activity
Source: RefSeq, a predicted model, not a curated record